Prorocentrum cordatum is the source of this 544-nucleotide messenger RNA. Lineage: Eukaryota; Dinophyceae; Prorocentrales; Prorocentraceae. The record is from the annotation of a GenBank genome assembly.
CUCCAGCGGCCCCCGGCGGGCAGGGGCCCCCGCCGCCUCUCUCCCCGCCCGCCGGGGCGCGCGCCCGCGCCGGCAUGGGCGCGCUGGGGGCCUGGCUGCUGCUGCUGCCGCCGGCGCUGGCCGCGGGCGCUUCCUCGGAGGGGCUGACCGUCGUCUUCGGGAAGGGGCCGCCCACGCGCGCGCCCCGCCGGCACCUGGGCGACUGCGGCGGAGGGCUGCCGUGCGUCGCGGACGUGCUGGCCGCGGUGUACGGCUUCGGGCAGGACGAGCCCGCGGACGAGGCUGCGGCGGAGGGCUGCGACACGACGUGCGAGGUGGCUGGCCAGCGGGCGAGUUGCCGGGAGCGCGUGAUGUGGCUGGCGGAGCACGAAUAUCUGCCAGCCAGCGCCUGCGCGAUGGCGCACGGCUCCGUGGAGAUCCAGUGCCCCGCGUGCGCGGCCGCGUGCCCGCUGCUGGAGUCCAGGUGCGAGCCGGGGCUGCACCCGGCUGCGAGCGCACCGGCUCCCGCGCCGGCCGCGGCUGCCGCCGCCGGCCCCACCGGACC